This is a messenger RNA of Leptonychotes weddellii (Weddell seal), 3519 nucleotides long. Lineage: Eukaryota; Metazoa; Chordata; Mammalia; Carnivora; Phocidae. The record is from RefSeq and is a predicted model, not a curated record.
AUGGGCUUCGCCCUCCCCAGCCCCAGCUGCCUGGGAACAAAAAUCUUCCCUGUGGGCAUCGAGUGUCUUCUCCAGAACGACCAGUGCAUAUCGCGUGUCACCUCAUACAGUCUCCGGAGUUCUUACAGCCCCGCCGUGAGCCUGGCCCAGUCACUAUGGGCCCUCUUCACGUCUUCCCUGGCCAUCUCCCUGGUGUUUGCUGUCAUCCCCUUAUGUCGAGACGUGAAGGUGCUGGCCUCUGUCAUGGCGCUGGCGGGCCUAGCCAUGGGCUGCAUCGACACCGUGGCCAACAUGCAGCUGGUGAGGAUCUACCAGAAGGACUCGGCCAUCUUCCUCCAGGUUCUCCAUUUCUUUGUGGGCUUCGGCGCUCUGCUGAGCCCCCUGAUUGCCGACCCCUUCCUGUCUGAGGCCGGCUGCUUGCCUGCCAAUGGCACGGCCAACAGCAGCUCCGGCAGUCACCUCUUCCAUGCGUCCAGGGUCCUGGGCCAGCACCACGCUCAGGCAUGGCGGUGGUCCAACCAGUCGCUCUCCAGGCUGCCUCCACAGGAGGGAACAGGGACCCGCGUGUCGUAUGCCUUCUGGAUCAUGGCCCUGAUCAAUCUCCCAGUGCCCAUGGCCGUGCUGUUUCUGCUGUCCAAAGAGCGGCUGCUGGCCUGCUGUCCUCAGAGGAGACCCCUGCUGCUGUCUGCAGAUGAGCUCGCCCUGGAGACACAACCUCCUGAGAAGGAAGAUGCCUCCUCCCUGCCCCCAAAGUUUCAGCCACACCCAGACCAUGAGGACCUGUUCAGCUGCUGCCAGAGGAAGAACUUCAAAGGGGCCCCUUAUUCAUUCUUCGCCAUCCACAUCACAGCAGCCCUGGUCCUGUUCAUGACCGACGGGAUGACGGGGGAGUAUUCAGCCUUUGUGUACAGCUAUGCAGUGGAGAAACCGCUCUCUGUGGGGCACAAGGUGGCUGGUUACCUCCCCAGCCUCUUCUGGGGCUUCAUCACCCUGGGUCGGCUCAUCUCCAUUCCCAUCUCCUCCAAAGUGAAGCCAGCCACCAUGGUUUUCAUCAAUGUGGUCGGCGUGGUGAUGACGUUCCUGGUGCUUCUCGUUUUCUCCUACAACGUCGCCUUCCUGUUCGUGGGGACAGCCAGCCUGGGCCUGUUCCUCAGCAGCACCUUCCCCAGCAUGCUAGCCUACACGGAGGACAUUCUGCAGUACAAAGGCUGUGCGACCACGGUGCUGGUGACGGGGGCAGGAAUUGGCGAGAUGGUCCUCCAGAUGCUGGUUGGUUCGGAUGCACCCUGGACUCUCAUCAGUUCCUACCCAGGACAAAGCCCUAGGAAUGGAAAGCUCAGAGUGCUACCAGAGGUAAAGCUGGGUGAAGGGGGCCGGCGAAGACCGCCAGGCUCUUGGGCUCCAGCACAGACCCAAGUGUUCGAGACAAUCGGGGGAGGCAGUGGAGGCCCAUCUCUCCACGCCUUGGCUCGGAUCUUCUCCGCUAAUCCUUGGUUGGGUAGAUGAGAUUAAAUUGACUUCUGGAAACCUGGAUCCUCCCGGGGCAAAUCAUUAGAAGUUUACUGGAUGGAUAUUCAAGUUCCCUUCCUCUUCCCUGGUUUGGAUCUUUGGUCAGAGCUGUCCAGGACACCCAGAAGGGAAGGAAGAAGACAGCCGUACACUUCACUCCAUUGGCCACCUCUUGCAUGGACCACACCCUGCCUGGGUUUGAAGAUCACUUUUAGUUGGAGUUUGGAAGAAUGAGUUGAAAUUGUAAAGUUCAAUGAUCAUGGCUAGAUGUAGAUAUAUUUUGAAUUGGCCAAAAACAAACCCCAAGUUAUUCCCUGGCAUGCUCAAAGGAUGUAUGUGCUUUUUACUUUUUGAGAGUCCAAAGUCCCUCAAAUUCCAGUUGUUGCCAGCGGUAGUUCAUUUAACGUCUAAAACAUGAAAAGGAAAGGUUGCAUCUUGCUACCUUUGGGACACUAAUUCACUGGUGUGCUGGGCUAGCUCAGACUCGCUUAUAAAAGCCGAUGGUUAAAAUUUCAUUUCGAGAGCUGGUUGUUAAACACAGCCAUCAUUCAAAAUGGAAUUAUAGAAACUUACAAUUAAUUACAUUAAAAACAAAGGUCAUAACCACUCAAAACUCAUCACUUCCUUGAGGUUUUUUAUGUGUAUUGUAUCCGUAGAGUGGAAAGGUGUGCUCCUGAGCAUCUCUUUCCAACAGCACUUUCCCCGAUAAUGUGUUUGGUGGCUGGAGAUCAGCCACCUGGGAGCAUUCACCCCACAGAAACCGGCAAAGGCUAUCCUCCUGGCUUUUCUUCUCCCCCUGCCCCCGCCCCCAGAGCCCAUUGUUAAACAUCCACCUGCAUACCACUGCUGAUAACCAAUGCUAACUGGCCAGAAGUUUCUGGGAGAAUGGGAUAAAGAUUCCGUUUUUCUUGACUGACAUUGACUGCGCUUAUAAAAGGUGUAGAAACAGCACUAAGAAUUUCUCCAAAAUAGCUAAUUUAAACUUUCCAUCUUUUAUAGAGGGAAAAAAGCUCUUUAUACCAUGUCAAGUUGUUUCCUUUAACAAAAAGCUGGGACUGCCGAGCGAUCCAAACAGUGCAGCAUACUGCCGGCCCAGAGCGAAUCCUCUAGUAACACAGACGGAAUCCCCAGCCGGCCGCUUGGAAGGCGUUAAGAGCACUGAGGCGUCCAUAAGUAGUGAAAUGGCUAUCACCGUGAGUGUACAUUCGUUUACCUGCAGAUUCUCUGUGUAGGUACGAACGUACAGGUAUGAACAGGGAGAAUGGAUCCACGUUCUCAGCAAUGGGCAUAAGCGGUGUGCCCCACACGGACGGGGGUCUCCCACAUCUGAGCGUUGGUCCCGUCUGCCGGCACCCUGUGUGCUGAUGGGACCCCGGCGGGAGCGAGCUUGGUGGGAGCGCUGGCCUCCCCCUCUAGCCGUGUGUGGCCCUGGGCAGAGAGAUCACGGAUGCUCUUCCGGCCUGGCUUCUUUUUUUUUUUUUUUUUUUUUAAUCUAAGUGACAUUUCUAAAAGCACGUACCCUACCUCAAAAGACUUCUGAAAGAAUGAAGUGACUUUGUUUGAAGCAACAAUUAUAUGCCUGACAGAGAAACAGCGUAAUCAAUGUUAGCAAUUUUUAUUUUUAAAACCUCCUCAUUAGCAGCUUCGAAAUUGUUCAUAUGUUUGGUACAUAUUUAUCGUAAGUCAAACAGAUCCAAAUUCUUUUUGAAAGCUGAUGGUCUUAGGGGUGUCGUUUUAACUCCAUCUGUAAAUACUCACAAGUAUUUGAUGGCUGUCAGACUUAAAUGUGCAAUCUCACUGCUGGAGGGAGUGACUGACCUGGACAAAAAAGAAAGCAGUUGUAUUUUUCUUGUGGUUUAAAAAAAACAAAAACAAAAAACCUUCCUUUUUAUACAAAUUUAGAAAGAAGAAUCAUUGGCUUUACCUAAGGUGUCAUGAUUAAGAAUAUAGAAAACAAGAUUGAAACGAAUCUAAGUGUAUCUUUCCUGAAAUAAAAUAUUUUAAAUUUAA